Messenger RNA from Arvicanthis niloticus (Nile rat), 536 nucleotides. The record is from RefSeq and is a predicted model, not a curated record. Lineage: Eukaryota; Metazoa; Chordata; Mammalia; Rodentia; Muridae.
GUGCAACCACCCUCACACCUGCUCCAUUCUUCUUUCCUUAGCUAGCACCAUGGCUGAUCAGCUGACUGAAGAACAGAUUGCAGAAUUCAAGGAAUUUUUCCCCCUAUAUGAUAAAGAUGGUGAUGGCACCAUCACCACAAAGGAACUGGAGACUGUCUUGUUAUUACUGGAUCAGAACCAAACAGAAGCUGAACUGCAGGAUAUGUUCAAGGAAGUGGAUGCUGACAGGAAUGGCACCAUUGACUUCCUAGAGUACUUGUCUAUGAUGGCUAGAGAAAUGAAAGACACAGAUAGCCAAGAAGAAAUCCGUGAGGCAUUCCGAGACUUUGACAAGGAUGGAAAUGUUUACAUCAGUGCAGCAGAACUGUCCCAAGUGUUGAUAAACUUAGUAGUGAACCUAACAGAUGAAGAAGUUAAUGAAAUGACCAGAGAAGCAGAUAGUUAUUGGGAUGGACAAGUCAACUAUGAAGAAUUCAUACAGAUGAUGACUACAAAAUGAAGACCAACUUUCAACUACUUUUCCCCCUCUAGAAGAA